Messenger RNA from Paramecium octaurelia, 502 nucleotides. Lineage: Eukaryota; Ciliophora; Oligohymenophorea; Peniculida; Parameciidae. The record is from the annotation of a GenBank genome assembly.
AUGAAAAUUCUUUUCGUUUUUGUGACAUUGAUUUUCCUCUUAGAGGCAGCUAAAAAAAAGAAAAAGACUGACGACAGAAGACCAACAACUGUUGAAGCUUUACUUUAUUGCAAUAGUUGCUAAGCAAUCGUUCGAGAAACAUUAAAGAAAGUUAAAACAUCAACUAGGGAAUCCGAUAUUACUGAUGCUUUAUCUGAAAUGUGCCAAAUGAAAAACUUCAGUGUUUAUGAAUAUCCUCCCCCUGAUAUGAAAAAAGGAUGUGAAGCAUUUAUGUCUGGAUGGUCAGAGGAAGUCACUGAAGCCUUGAUGAACAGAAAAGGAAAUGAUACAAUUGAAGAUGAAAUUUGCUACAAAUUAACUAAUGUAAUCUGUUUAUUNAAUAGAAUAGGAAUCCUGCAAUAAGGACAAUGAGUUCGUUAUGCAAUUGAGAGAUUCAGAAGUAAUACUGAAUAAUAGCUAUGAUUAGAAUAAAUUAGCCAUGGUUUAAGUUGAAUUGGAUUGA